Molecule: messenger RNA, 1200 nt
Organism: Rhododendron vialii
Lineage: Eukaryota; Viridiplantae; Streptophyta; Magnoliopsida; Ericales; Ericaceae
Product: cell number regulator 6-like
Exons: 5
Coding region: 217-936 (239 amino acids)
Source: RefSeq, a predicted model, not a curated record
CCAUCUAGUCCUCAUGCGCUGAAAUAUAGCCGCUCCCGCACCCGAUACGUGCUCCCGAUUCUCCCGAAGUUAGAGCGGCGACUUUCAUUGAAAUCCCCUGGACUGCUAUAAAUACAGCCCCAAAAUUCAACGGUUUCUCAUGCUCUGUGGUUUAACCGACAGUCGACGGAAUUACAGUAGCCCAUCGCAAGAUCUGAAGCCAAGUUGUCAGAUCGGAUGGCGGAUGGGAGCGUUCCGUCGCGUUAUGUGAAGCUUACCAAAGAUCAAGCGCCUUUGGAAGACAUUAAGCCCGGUGAACUUAAUCAGCCCAUCGAUGUUCCUCAGUUGCAUGUUCACAAGUGCAAUGAAUGCGGGCAAGCGUUACCCGAAAGCUUUGAGCCUCCCGGAGAUGAGCCUUGGACAACUGGGAUUUUCGGUUGCACCGAAGAUACUGAGAGUUGCUGGACAGGUCUUUUCUGCCCGUGUGUUUUGUUUGGACGUAAUGUUGAAAGAUUGAGAGAAGAUACCCCUUGGACUACACCAUGCAUUUGUCAUGCUAUUUUUAUUGAAGGAGGUAUUGCACUAGCAGCAGCAACGGCAGUAUUUCAUGGCAUUGACCCGAAGACUUCAUUUCUUAUUUACGAGGGUUUGCUUUUUAGCUGGUGGAUGUGUGGCAUAUACACUGGUCUCUUUCGGCAGUCUUUGCAGAAGAAGUAUCAUCUCAAGAACUCACCAUGUGACCCGUGCGCGGUGCACUGCUGUAUGCACUGGUGUGCCUUGUGCCAAGAGCACAGGGAGAUGAAGGGACGCCUGUCGGAUGAUCUUGUUACGCCCAUGACCAUUGUCAACCCUCCACCUGUUCAAGAAAUGAAUUCUGCGGACGAAAGCCAUGAUACUACUGCACCGUCCUCUGCAAAAAGCGUUGAUCACACCAAUUUGGAGAUGCAACCCUUGUAGAUCCACCAUCCCUCUUAUAAAAUGCUCACUAGACAAAACCUCAAUACUUUUAGAAGGGUGUGCGAUUGUUUGUGCUGUACUCAUAUGAGAAGCUUUUAUCAGUCGAAUGUGUAGUCGUUAUCUGAACUAGGCCAUUGAGCCCCUCUUCUGGGAGUUUUUCUUUCACUUCAGUACUGAAUACACCUUUCUUGAGGUAGUCUUUUGAGACUCUGCAUACGGGCACUUGCAGUCAAACCAGUUAAUCUUAUACCGGCACCCCCUCUA